Messenger RNA from Oncorhynchus mykiss (rainbow trout), 5383 nucleotides. Its product is annotated as arf-GAP with Rho-GAP domain, ANK repeat and PH domain-containing protein 1. Gene Ontology annotation, biological process: positive regulation of GTPase activity; signal transduction; regulation of cell shape. Gene Ontology annotation, cellular component: cytoplasm. The record is from RefSeq and is a predicted model, not a curated record. Gene Ontology annotation, molecular function: GTPase activator activity; phosphatidylinositol-3,4,5-trisphosphate binding. NCBI's taxonomy places the organism in Eukaryota, Metazoa, Chordata, Actinopteri, Salmoniformes, Salmonidae.
AGAUCAUACAAGGGACAACCAUUACCUUAAAUUGAGGAGAUCUUUACAUUUUUCAGUUAAGUGCCUGCACCUGCUGCCCUUUCAAAUCCAAACGUUUCAGUUGGGCAGUUAGGUUCCUGCAAGAACCCCCACCAACUAAGGAGGUUUCUCGAUGAACCCCACCUCCUAUGGGGUUCUUAGAAUAGCUUUUAGAGGCCAUUUUCAGUGCCAAGAACCCUAAGGUUCUUUGGAGAACUUUGAGGAUCUUAGAAGAACUCUUGUUGAACCCCUCAUUUUUAGAGCGCAGGAAAAAAUCCCACCUUUUCUAGCGUAUUUUGUUUAGUCAACGUUUGGAAAUGUACUGACAAAUCAGGCCUGUUGUAACAUGUACUUUACAGGCAUAACACGUUUGGAUGGUAACCUGGUUACUGUCCGCCUCUCAGGUAACAUCGGUGUACUUCCCAUAUAUGCACUAUAUGGUUUGUUUACUUCCACUAUUAGCUGGCUAAUCCAGCCAAAUGUUUACUAGUAAACACGAUGAUUUGACUUUUGAACGUCUGGUCAGCCUUUCCUAGUGUUACAUACUACAACAUAACUUUAUUGCGUGACAGGGCACAGAAUAAUCUUAUUUAUGAUAUGUAUUUGUGAUACCAUCAAUAUUUAUUUCAAGCAUUCUGAUCACAAAGGCUGCCAUCUGUGAGUCUGGCCAUAGAGUCUAUGCUCUAUGCUCAUAUUAUAUUUUGUGGGACCUUGUUCCCUCUAUUGGGCAAUGAUUUCUCUCUCUCUCUCUCUCUCUCUCUCUCUCUCUCUCUCUCUCUCUCUCUCUCUCUCUCUCUCUCUCUCUCUCUCUCUCUCUCUCUCUCUCUCAUACCUUACUCAUAUGCCUGUGGCCUUGUGCCAUUAGAGAAGCUGCUGUAAAUCUCAGACAGAGGCUGUUUGUUCAGGGUGAUUGCAGUUUCAUGAGGAACAUCAGUCUCUCUGACAGCAGUUUACUAAGCCCACAUCCUGUAUAUACCUGCUGUGAUAAGAGGAACAUUGUCAGACGGAUGGGGCUCGCAAUCCCAAGCAGGUUGCCAGAUGACAGUGCCCAUUUCUUACUCGAACCCCGUCAGUUUACCAAUGUGAACUAAUCUCAGACUCUGAGAAAACAUGAAUGAGUUAUUCGUCUCAGAUGUCAUGGCAGACCAGGAGGAUUCAUUGCGAGCCAUGCAGAACUGCUUCCGCAGUCAGUUUAGUAUGGAGGAGGUUGAGUGUGAAGACAUUGAAGCAAGCAGGAGAACAUCAUCGGUUGAUGAAGACAGUAUCUAUCUUGCCUGCACACUGUCACGAUCAUACGACCUCGGAGACUCUGAUCUUCACCACACUCCUGUUAUCAAGAUGGGCUGGCUGGACAAGACCCCACCUCAGGGGAGCCUUAUUUUUCAGAAGCGUUGGGUGAUGUUGGAUGCACAGUGCCUGCGAUACUUUCAAAAUGAGAAGGAGGUCUACUCAAAGCGGAUCAUAGCCAUACGGUUUGUCACUGAAGUGCUUAACGUUGGAGAGCAGAAGUUUGAGGUGGUGACAAGGAACAGGACUUUCUUGUUCCGUGCUGAAAACAACACUGUCAGGGAGGAAUGGGUGUCAGUACUGAAAGAAACUAUUCAGCAGCGUCGUAGCAGCAUGGAGAUGUCCCUUAUGAACUCUCUUAUUAGUAAACAAGGAUACCUGGAGAUGAAUGGACUGCGCUCCAAGGUCUAUGUAGUCAUCUGUGCUGACAGGGUCUUCCUCUACGGGAACGCUGAGGAGCACAGCCAGGGUGUUGGCAUCACCUACAUUGAGAUGAAUGUGGGUACUGUGAAGAGCACAGACAAACGGUCCUUCAACCUCACCACCUUCUACAGAACAUUCAGUUUCCUGGCCGAGUCGGCGCAGCAGAGGGAUCAGUGGGUGGAGGCCCUGCAGGACUGUGUCAGUCGCUCUCUGUCCAGCGAUGUGGUGGCCCAGAAGAUCUGGGCUGUGGAGGCCAACCAGCGCUGUGCAGACUGUGGCGCCCCCCAUCCAGACUGGGCCUCUGUCAACCUCUGUGUGGUCCUUUGCAAGUGCUGUGCAGGCGUGCACAGGGGUCUGGGCCAGAGUGUGUCCAAAGUUCGCAGUCUGAGAAUGGAUGAAAAGGUGUGGACUGAUAACCUUAUUCAGGUGUUCCUGUUAGGUAACAACAGGGUAAACCUGUUCUGGGCAGCUAACACGCCACCAAGCGAGGCGCUCCAACCAUCAAGUGAUAGUGAGAAGCGCCAGCGCUUUGUCUCUGCUAAGUACUGUCAGGGGAAAUAUCGCCGCUACCAUGCUCUGUUUGGCCAACAGGAGGCCCUCAACAAAGCUCUGUGCAGUACCGUUCAGACGGAUGAUGUGUUGGAGACUCUGUCUCUGGUGUUCUGUGGAGCAGAUGUGAACUGUUAUACAGGUGAUCCAGAGCUGCCCAGCCCUGUGUCUGUGGCCCAACACUAUGGACAGAUAUUACAGGUGGAGUUCUUAACUCACAACCACAACACAGAUCUGCCAGGGUCUAGGGCUGGAAAUCACACACUCCUAGAGGCUGCUCUCCCCGUCUCACACACUGGUUAUCUCUUCAAGACCGCUUCUUCAAUACGGCCAGUAACAGAGUGCAAAGCAAAAGGAGAUUUUAGCCGUCGAUGGUGCUCUCUGAACCAAGGUAACUUCAGCUACUAUGAGAGUGAGAAGAGCUCCAGUCAGAGCGGCGGGAUGAAAAUGAGUGAUGUCCUGUGUCUGUUGGUCAAUCCCCCAGGGAAACAUGGUUAUGCUCAUUCCUUUGAACUGUACCAUGACUCUGGGAGAGUCUAUCUAUUUGGAGAAGACUCCUCUGACAAAGUGAAAGGGUGGAUCAAGGCCAUCGCCAAGGCGCUGGUCCCCUCUGCAGCAGAGGACCUGGUGUGCUGGCCCUUUGCGAGGGUGGGUCGGUUGAGCUACACUGAGGGCCAGAGCCACCAUAGCCCCCUCCUGGGCUGGUUCUCCCUGGGGGGCUCCAGACUGCUCCUACUCCUCCACGGAGCAGAUCGAGUGGAGAACAUCGACCUGCGCAAAAUAAAGGAGCUCUCCAUGGAGCAGGAGGCUGGUGCUGGUGCUGGUGCUGUGGUGCUGGUGGACGGAGGCAGGAGCCUGCGUGUGGAGGGGGACAGGAGGCCUGACUUCCAGGGCUGGCUGAGUGGGCUCCAACAGGGCUCAGGGAGAGGAGAUGGCCCCCUGGACCAGCAGCAGCUCACUGACACAGACGUCCCUGUCAUCGUGGACCGCUGCAUGAGCUACAUCACACAGCAUGGUUUGAAGUCAGAGGGCAUCUAUCGGAGGAGUGGUGUGAACUCCAAGAUCGCCGCCCUGCUGUUCUUUCUCCGCCAUGACGCCCGGCAGGUCCGUCUGAAUGAAGGGGAGCGCCAGGUGGAUGACGUGGCAAACGUCCUGAAGAGGUUCCUCAGGGAAGUGGGAGAGGGGGUUUUCAAUGGCCAUCAGGCCUCUCUGCCAUGGCUCCACACCACUACUGUCAGUGAGAUGAGUGAGAGAGUGUCCCAGUACCAGGCCCUCCUCCACAGCCUCCCCCGAGUCAACAGAGCCACUCUGGGGGCUGUCAUCAACCACCUCUACUGCGUCCAGUGCUUUGCAGAUGAGAAUCAGAUGAACAUGCACAACCUGGCCAUUGUGUUUGGUCCCACGCUCUUCCAGAUGGACGGCACUGAUAACAGCGCAGGACAGGUGGUAGAGGAUCUCAUCCAGAACUACCAGGACAUCUUCAAUGUGGAUGCAGAGCAGUUUCAGAGACAGCUGGACAUGAUCUCGCAUGUCAUCAAAGCACAGAAGGAACACACAGAGGAGGGAAGCCCCUCACCUCUCACCAUCUGCGGGGUUUACCUGGAGAGGAAGGAGGAGGGCUCUGAGCUGCUGGUUCAGAUCUCUCAGGAAGUGAGUGCUGAAGAGCUGGUAUGUAAGGUCCUGAGACGCAGGAACAUCCCUCCACAGCAGGGGGACUACUGGAGCUGCUUCCUGGUCGACAACAGCCAGGAGAUAGAGCGUCCAUUGCACUAUCAAGAGCGAGCGCUGACUAUCUAUUUCUCUCUGGGUAAAGACUGUCAUCUGGUGGUCAAGAAGAACUGCUACAUGGAGGCCAUUCUCACCUACAUAGGCAGGGUAGAUGUCUCCCGAAACGGCCUGAUCAAGUUCUGUGAAGAAAAAGGUCAAAGGGGUAAGGGAACCUUCAGCAGACGCCUCUGUGUGCUCAGUGGCUUGUCUCUAAGGCUGUACAAAGAUGUGAAGAGUUCUCAGCCUGAGAGGGAGUGUCAAAUCCACGCUCUGAAGGUCUACUGUGGUAUCAAGAGGAAGUUACAGCCACCGUCAUGCUGGGGGAUGACUGUAGUGUGUGAGAAGGCAGUACGAGACAUACAGCAAUGGUACCUGUGCUGUGAAUCAAAGAACGAGCUGAUCGAGUGGCUGGCCACUUUUAUGAGCCUCCAGCAUGAUGGCGAUCUGUGGCCAGCAGCUUCCAGGCUAGAUUCCUGAUCUGAGGCUGAAGGGGAAAUAACCUGAUCCUGCUUUCCCAUCCCAUCUACUACUGGAGAUGUUUUCAAGUCUUCAGGUCUUUCCUGGAAAGAAAUGCGCUUUCACUGUAUAUCAAAUCAAUAACCUCAAAGUAUAUAUUUUCUCUGUCAAUAUUUGGUUGAACCUAUUUAUAACCCACAGCUAUGGUAAUAACAGGGGAGGCAGUAUAGAACUACACUAUAACAACAAACUCCCAUUCUAAAAAUGAGUAACAAUAAUAUUAGAGGCACAUGAGACAUAUAAUCUAAACGCUAUGUUGACUUUGAGGUUCCCUUUUAUGGGGACAUAAUGACCAUGUUGGAGAGCUGCAGUCGUAAAGCCAUCUAAGAUGAGACACAGUGCUUUCUGUUCAUGUCAUUAUGGUAACCGUGGUGGUCAGUAAUGAUUGGAGAGCAGGAUUUCUACGCUGUCACUACUCAAGACCACAGCUUGUUGCAUUACAGAGAUGUGCAGUUUAUAUUACUUUCAUUAAUUUCAUCAGCUCAUCCUUUAACAGAACCUUAACAUGAAAAGGAAUCUGAGUUGUACGGCUAGCUAGACAGCACCCUUAGAGCAGCCAGGGCAGGGAAAGGAGACCGAUCCAGUUGCUAUUGCAGAUUCAGCAUCGAUCCAGUGCCGGGCUGGUCGAAGCCCCAGAGGUUUCUCUCUCUCUCUCUGUAUCUAAAUCUGGGUCGUUCCACCAAGUCGGUGGUUUUUGAGAAGUGUAACUUUAAAAACAUUUGUAUUUUAUUUUAACAUUAUGUCGUGAAGAGCACAUGUUCAUCUUCAUAAAAAAAACACGUUUUAAAUAACGUUUCAAAUAAAGUAACAGAGUUAACCGUAA